AUGACCAGCCCACGCCUCCCCCUAUCCCGCCUCGCGCGUCGGCGCCUCCCGCUCUCCCGGCCCCCCACCCGCUAUUACUCCUCCUCAACACCACCACCGCCAUCCCCUAGACCGCAACACGAUCCCGUCGCGCUGCUCUCCCAACCAACGUGGUCCAUCCGCACCCUCAUCCCGCCAAGCUCCCCCAGCAACACCCCUUUAACAGCGCCCAACUCCACCCCAGAAGAAGAAAUCACACCCGCUCAGCUAUCACACCUCCUCCGCCUCUCCGCGCUCCCACAGCCCUCCACGCCGCAGGAAACUCGCCGCAUGCUGGCCACGCUCCACGCGCAGCUGCACUUCGUGCGCGACAUACAGCGCGUGAACACGGACGGUGUCGAGCCGCUGUCGUCGAUCCGCGACGAGACGGCCGAGGGGAUGCGGGCGGCGACCAUCACGGUGGACACGCUCAAGUCAGCAUUGGCGGAGGAGGAGGUGUAUGGACGGUGCAGACGACCCCGUAGAAGGAGGAGGAGAGGGGACCAAAAGAAGGAAGUCGUGGAUGGGGCGGGAGUCGAGGACUGGGAUGUGUUGGGGUGUGCCAGCGAGAAGGUGGGGAGGUAUUUCGUUGUUCGAAGUGGGAGUGGGAAGAAGGAGGAGGAAGAGGAUUGA
Molecule: messenger RNA, 651 nt
Organism: Chaetomium strumarium
Lineage: Eukaryota; Fungi; Ascomycota; Sordariomycetes; Sordariales; Chaetomiaceae
Exons: 1
Coding region: 1-651 (216 amino acids)
Biological process (GO): glutaminyl-tRNAGln biosynthesis via transamidation; regulation of translational fidelity
Molecular function (GO): glutaminyl-tRNA synthase (glutamine-hydrolyzing) activity
Source: RefSeq, a predicted model, not a curated record